Molecule: messenger RNA, 1327 nt
Organism: Chlorella variabilis
Lineage: Eukaryota; Viridiplantae; Chlorophyta; Trebouxiophyceae; Chlorellales; Chlorellaceae
Exons: 10
Coding region: 1-1155 (384 amino acids)
Biological process (GO): membrane protein proteolysis
Cellular component (GO): cytoplasmic side of endoplasmic reticulum membrane; membrane; lumenal side of endoplasmic reticulum membrane
Molecular function (GO): aspartic endopeptidase activity, intramembrane cleaving
Source: RefSeq, a predicted model, not a curated record
AUGCCUGACGCCGCCCCAGCGGGGCUGCCAGCCCCCAUCGGCCACGCUGCACUGGCCCUGCUCACCCUGCUGCCGCUGGUGCUUCACGUCCCCACAAACGCCAACAUCGUGCUCACGGCGGCCCUGACGGUGUGGGUGGGCAGCUGGAGGUCGGUGAAGCCCGAGCCGCCAGCUGAGGCCAUGUCCAAAAAGGACGCCAUGAAGUUCCCGCUGGUGGGCUCCCUGGUCCUCUUCUCCCUCUACCUCGCCUUCAAGUUCCUGCCCAAGGAGGUGGUGAACGCCAUCCUCAGCGCCUACUUUGUGUUCCUGGGCAUGCUGGCCAUCGUGGCCAGCCUGGAGCCGGAAGUGGCGCCGCUGGUGCCGCGCCGGUGGAGCGCGCACGAGAUCAAGCUGCAAGUGCCCAGCAUACCCGUGGUGCUCAAGGAGGGCCUGGAGUUCAGCUUCACCCCGCUGGAGCUGCUCAUCUCGCUCCCCGCCUCCGCCUUCUGCAUCUGGUACUACCGCCGCAAGCACUGGUUUGCCAACAACCUGCUGGGCCUGGCCUUCAGCAUCCAGGGAAUCGAGCAUCUGUCCCUGGGAGCGGUACAGAACGGAGUCAUCCUGCUCUGCGGCCUCUUCUUCUACGACAUCUUUUGGGUGUUUGGCACGCCGGUCAUGGUCCAUGUGGCCAAGAACUUUGAUGCCCCCAUCAAGCUGCUCUUCCCACGCCUGGGGCCCCUGGUGGACGGCAAGGCCCAGUUCUCCAUGCUGGGGCUGGGCGACAUCGUCAUCCCGGGCAUCUUUGUGGCCAUCCUGCUGCGCCGCGACGCCGCCCACGACUUCAAGCGGGGGGCCUACUUCUACAGCGCGUUUGGCGGGUAUGCUGCGGGGCUGGUGACGACCAUUGUGGUGAUGAAUGUGUUCCAGGCGGCGCAGCCGGCGCUGCUGUACAUUGUGCCGGGCGUGCUGGGGGCCACGCUCAUCCACGCGGCUGUGCGGGGGGAGGUGCGCGACGUGUUCUUCUGGCACGAGAAGGAGGAGCCUCACGAGGAGGGCAAGGAGAAGAAGGAGGAGGGGAAGGAGGGCGCGGCAGCUGCAGAAGGCGCACAGGAGGGCAAGGGCCCGUCCACCCGCACCCGCUCAGCAUCCAAGGCGGAAAGCAAGAAGGAGUCGUAGUCAGCUGGGGCAGGGCCCUGCCCAAAGCGGCGCGGCCAGCGGUGGCGCCUCCAGGCACCGGAUGGCUGUGCGGCGGCUGGAAGCGAGGCGCGGCGGCGGGCAGCACCAGCCUGCCAUCCGCUGGCCCGCCGCCCCUCUGCUGCCUCGUUUAUUCUUGUAAUCGGAUAUCUGG